AUGGGGAAGACAGGUGGAAGAGGCGACUUUGAAUGGGUCUACAAUGACCAGCCGCACACUUCAAGAAGAAAAGAAAUCCUGGCCAAAUAUCCAGAGAUCAAGUCUCUGAUGGGUCCGGACCCCCAGCUGAAGUGGGUGGUAUCAGGCAUGGUCCUGACGCAGUUCCUGGCCUGCUACCUGGUCCACGACCUCUCCUGGAAGUGGGUCAUCUUCUGGGCUUACGCCUUUGGAGGCUGCAUCAACCACUCCCUGACUCUGGCUAUCCACGACAUCUCUCACAACGUGGCCUUUGGCAACAAGCUGGCGAAGUGGAACCGCUGGUUUGCCAUGUGGGCCAACCUGCCGAUUGGGUUGCCUUACUCUGCCUCCUUUAAGAAGUACCACAUUGACCAUCAUCGGUAUCUGGGUGGUGACCAGCUGGAUGUUGACAUCCCUACAUACAUGGAAGGAUGGUUCUUCUGCACCCCAGCCAGGAAAGUCCUCUGGCUCUUCCUCCAGCCCUUCUUCUACGCCCUUCGCCCAUUGGUGGUCAAUCCUAAGCCAGUGGGUCAGCUAGAGAUCCUUAACGCAGUUGUUCAGCUCACAGCAGACUUAAUUAUCUACUAUCUAUGGGGCCUGAAGCCCAUUGUUUACCUGAUUGCAGGUUCGAUCCUGUGUAUGGGACUGCAUCCUAUCUCUGGACAUUUCAUAGCUGAGCAUUACAUGUUUCUGAAGGGACACGAGACAUAUUCUUACUAUGGACCACUGAACAUGAUCACCUUCAAUGUUGGGUAUCACAUGGAGCACCAUGACUUCCCCAGUAUACCUGGCAGUAAACUACCUCAGGUCAAGCAAAUCGCAGCAGAGUUUUACGACUCCCUCCCUCAACACACUUCCUGGAUCCGGGUAUUAUGGGACUUUGUGUUCGACGACAGCAUCGGCCCCUAUGCCAGAAUCAAACGGGAGUACAAGCUUAACAAGCAGGGAUAGAUCUGCGGAUCGAUCAUAUUAUGUUUCCCUUUUAAUGGGAAUGUGAAUUUCAGUUGUUUAAUAAAAAAAUCUAUGGAGCACUAGCCUAUAAAAUAUUAUUACAUUUUCCAGUUUAAAUGUGUUUUUCUCUCAUGUCACAGUGAGUAAAUGUUCUAACAUCUUUAAUCAGUCCAGUGCAUGAUGUGCUCAUUUCAGUUGCAUACAUACACGGUUCAUGGAAAAUGUAAGAUAAUUCCGAUACAGCUACAUGGUCUCCUUACCCUACUAUUUAUUCAUGCUUCUAUUCCUGCUAUAAACAGAUGGCUCAUCAUUGUGACACAGUGAUGACAUUUCCUUGUAUCCAGGAGGCACUGAGAAGGGCACAAUGAUGAAGAGCUAAUAUUUCAACAGAUGUAAAAAGAAAUCCUCAUUUCUAUAGGAUAAAGGUCACAAACAUUCUCAUGAGAUUUUACAUGAUGUCACUAACUCUGUGGUGCCCCUUUCCUGCCUACAAGCAUUAUGUCUUCUAUAUUUCUGAAUGUGAGAAUCGAGGCACACGAGACCUCUCGGAUUACCUAAUUUAAUUUGUGCAGAACAGUGCUGAGGGGAAAAUGAGCAUUGAAAUUUACCUUCCAGUAAGAGGAGCCUUUUCUUCAGUGACGCCCCAUUCUGCUUGUACGCUGCUUUGAUUACAUCUACACGGAGUGGACAAAAUAAUAGAAACACCUUAUGAUGCAAAAUCCAGACUCAAGUCUCAUGUUUGGUUAAUUAACUCAUUUCAUGUUACUUAGUGUUAGAGUCUUCUUGUGACCACUGGUCCUCCACACACUAUAGCAAAUCAACACUUAUGAAUUGCAAAAGACAAAUAAGCAACAAGCUUUACAAAAUUAAUAUUUACCACAGAGUUAUUGUAUUGAAUGGUGUUUCCGUAACGUUGUCCAGCUGUAUGUACAACUUAAUCUAUGUGUUAUGAUUGAUAAGCGUGAUCUCUGUUGCUUCUAUUUAAAUGAAUGUAAAAGAUAUAAGAUGAUGCUAUAAGCUACUAUAAAGAAUAUUACUUUGUCUGUUU
This is a messenger RNA of Epinephelus lanceolatus (giant grouper), 2017 nucleotides long. RefSeq names its product delta(4)-desaturase, sphingolipid 2 (gene degs2). Gene Ontology annotation, molecular function: sphingolipid delta-4 desaturase activity. Gene Ontology annotation, cellular component: membrane. The record is from RefSeq and is a predicted model, not a curated record. Gene Ontology annotation, biological process: ceramide biosynthetic process; sphinganine metabolic process. NCBI's taxonomy places the organism in Eukaryota, Metazoa, Chordata, Actinopteri, Perciformes, Serranidae.